Molecule: messenger RNA, 543 nt
Organism: Amphiprion ocellaris (clown anemonefish)
Lineage: Eukaryota; Metazoa; Chordata; Actinopteri; Pomacentridae
Product: nicotinamide riboside kinase 2-like
Exons: 1
Coding region: 16-528 (170 amino acids)
Cellular component (GO): cytoplasm
Source: RefSeq, a predicted model, not a curated record
GGCCCUUGAGGGCCCAUGAGGGACCCAAGGCCCAACUGCUGCGUGGUACAUCAGGAUGACUUCUUCAAGCCCCAAGAUCAGAUUGAAGUUGGUGAAGAUGGCUUUAAGCAGUACGAUGUCAUCACUGCUUUGGACAUGGACGCCAUGAUGAGUACGAUCUACGCGUGGCUGGAGAACCCGGUGAAGUUUGAGAAGUCUCAUGGCGUUAAUAACACCCUGGACACAGAGAUCGUCCCGAAGUCCGACCACAAGGAGGAGGAGGAGACUCACAUCCUCAUUGUGGAGGGCUUCCUGCUUUACACCUACAGGCCUUUGAUCGACGUGCUAAACCAACGUUACUUUAUUUCCAUCCCAUAUGAAGAAUGCAAAAAGAGGAGGUGCUCUAGGAACUACACGGUGCCAGACCCCCCCGGCCUGUUCGAUGGCCACGUCUGGCCCAUGUACCUGCAACACAAGAACAUCUAUGAAGCCAAAUUCACAUAUCAGUAUUCAACAGUGGGUAAUUUCAAACAAAUCACAAUGAGGUAAGUAAGCUUUCAACAA